GACGUCACUUCCGGAUUUAAUGACAGUGCUCGAGAAAAAAAACAUCUCGUAGACAUUUAUUUAAUCUUAAUAGCUACCCAAAACCCCCCCCCACACACUCACACACACACAAAAAACACCGGUAUACUUGAGUAAAACCAUCCAUGUCAAGGCACAAAGGGGACUGUCGAAGUGUUGUGCUGCCUGUGUGUACAAAUAGGAGCACAGGAGCCUUUUUGCCAACGUACCGUGAAUUGGUCCAUCAGGCUCAGUGACAACAGCAUAAGACCCUGGCACCAUUGUGUGCCAGUCCAUUCUGAGACCCAGGGACUUUAGAAUUCAGAAGAUGAAUGGUCUGUCCAUACGAGAGCUAUGCUGCCUUUUCUGCUGCCCUCCGUGCCCCAGCCGCAUUGCAGCCAAAUUAGCUUUCCUGCCACCGGAGCCCACAUACAUCCUCCUUCCCGACCCAGAUCCUGCAUCUGGAGCUGGAACAGCAUCUGGGUCCAGCACCGGGGGCACCCUCCCUUCUCUAGGUGCUCCUGGGCUACGUUCCCGGUUGAGUGCAGGUAGUGGUGGUGACAGAGGAGGCGGUGGAGGCACCAGUGGCGGAGGAGGUGGAAGUUCCGGGGCUGGGGCUGGAUGUGAGAGCAGGUGGAAGCUGCAUCUCACGGAGAGAGCAGAGUUUCAGUAUUCUCAGAGAGAGCUGGAUGUAACCGAUGUGUUCAUGACCAGAUCCAGCCGAGGGAACAAGGUUGGGUGCAUGUACAUACGCUGUGCCCCUAAUGCCAGGUUCACCGUGUUGUUCUCUCACGGCAACGCAGUCGACCUCGGUCAGAUGAGCAGCUUCUACAUUGGCUUGGGCACGCGCAUCAACUGCAACAUAUUCUCUUACGAUUACUCAGGCUACGGGGUUAGCACCGGCAAGCCGUCGGAGAAGAACCUUUAUGCUGACAUUGAUGCCGCCUGGCAUGCCUUGCGGUCUCGGUACGGCAUCAGCCCUGAGAACAUCAUCCUGUACGGACAGAGCAUCGGCACGGUGCCCACAGUGGACUUGGCGUCACGCUUUGAGUGUGCUGCCGUUGUUCUUCACUCUCCUCUCACCUCCGGCAUGAGAGUGGCCUUCCCCGACACCAAGAAAACCUAUUGCUUCGAUGCCUUCCCCAACAUUGAAAAGGUGUCAAAGAUCCCAUCUCCAGUGCUCAUCAUCCACGGUACGGAGGAUGAGGUCAUCGACUUCUCCCACGGCCUUGCCCUGUUCGAGCGCUGUCCGAAGGCCGUGGAGCCCCUCUGGGUGGAGGGCGCCGGGCACAACGACAUUGAGCUUUACAGUCAGUACCUUGAGCGGCUACGGCGCUUCAUCAACCAGGACCUGGCUGCACAGCACGCCUGAGGAUUGGAACAACAGCCUCUCUGCCUCCGCGCGCAUGUGUGUGAGUGAGAGAUGAUGAAAGUGUGAGAAAAGUGUGGCUCAGACAUACACUAUCUGUGUGUCUUUUAUACGUCACGUUACUUUUUAAAACAAUUGCAUUAAAAUAACUUUAAGAUUUGAGCAUUUUUAAAAAGUCAUUGCGUGUAUUUAUCUUUUGUGUGUUUGUAAUGUGGCGAAGUUCAGUUGUGCUUCGCACCUCAAAAUGAAUACAAUUAAUUAAAAGCUCUUCUUAAAAAAAAACAAAAAAAAAAAGUAACAACUUUUUGUUUUCCAAAAAGGCACACAGAUGUCAUUUAAAAGUGAAUGAAUGAUUGUGGUCCUGGAUGUAAAAUCUUGAGUUAAUGUUCAUAUCAUGGACCUGUGUGUGUGUGUGCGCGCAUGUGUGAGAGGCAGCUUUGGGGGAGAGAAAAAAAUGAAGGACAUCCUUUUGACUUGGCAAGUGGGGGGAAAAGUUUUUGUGAUUUAUCAAGUUUUUUUGUCUUAUUUGUGUGUGUAUGAAGAAUACCUCCACAGUUUGACCAGCUCUUUUUAGUGGACAACAUGACACUGGUCAGACCUCCACUCUGUUUAUCUGUCAGUGGAUAUGCAACUGACUGCCAGAUAGUAACUCACCACUUCGCACCCUCCAAAAACUGGCAAUUUCUUUCCUGUUUCCUGCCGUAGCUUUUGCCUUUUUACUCUUAGCUGCUCCUCCUGACAGGGAUUGUCAUUUGUCCCCGUGUUGCUUUUAUCCCACAAGCAAGUGAGCUGCCUGGAAUGUAUGUGAGGUUCCAUCCCCCAUGGACGACUACUCCAUACAUGUGAAUGUUUUAGCAAUACUCAAAUAUGCUCUAAACAGUAAAAAGGGGAGAAGUCUUUAAGUUGAAGUAAACGUACAGUAGAGCUGUGCCCUCAUGGGAGCCACUAAAGGUGAAGCUUGUAUCAUUUAGUGCAAAGGUGAAUAACACUUUCGCUCAUCGUCCUCCACGUUUGUGUCCCGAUGGAAGGAAUCGCAACAGUUCAGUUGUUGGGGCUAUAGAGCUCUGGACUACAGUGGAAUCUCCAAAGUCGAACAUGAUCUGUUCCUUGAGUUCCAAGUUGUUCUAAUUUUACAACUUUUCCCAUAAGUAUUGCUUUACGAUUCACAGGCCAAAACACUGUCUAAUAUAAAAGUAUUUCUUUGGCGCCAUCUUGUGGCAUCUUGGUGCAAAGAAACUAUGUUAAAGUGGGUUGAGGAGGUUCAAACUCAUUUUUGUCACGGGCCAUAUUGUAGUUACGGUUUCCCUCAGAGGGGCAUUAUGACUGUGAAACGAUAAAAAUCUUUAAUCACCUCAACAUAUUUACACACAAAAUUUAUGAACUAGUUUUGGAAUCAGAAAUCAAGGGUAAUUGGUUUUUCAACUAUUGUUCAUGUUUGGUAAAGCAAAAAUGCUUGCUGUAUCUCAACAUUAUGAUUUAUGAUAUAUGACUAUUUGAAAUUUCGGCGCAGAUUUGAACAAGAAUCAUGGAAGUUGACACAUGAUUCGCCUUCGCGGGCCACAAAAAAUCAAGUGGCGGGCCGGAUCUGGCUCCCGGGCCUUGAGUUUGACACCUGUGUUGUAGAGCUUUGCUGCCAUAUUUUGGUAUCUUGGUGUCAUGGAACUCCAUGUAUGUGGAAGUCAGUUGAGGAGUUUCAUUUAGUGCUUUGCCCGCAUCUUUAGGCAGUUUUAACUUUUUUAGAGAGAGUAAGGAUCACUCCAGAUUUCCGCUGGUCACAGCAGGACUCGAUCGCUAUCCCCCGCUACUGUAAUGUCAAAUGGAUACAUUUCAGUGAAUUUAAAAAGUCUACACACCUCUGUUCAAAUGCUAGGUUUUUGUAAUUUAAGAAAAUGAGAAAAUCAUUUCAAAACCUUUUCCACCAUUGUGAGCUGUAACCUGUACAACUCAACUGAGGGAAAAAAAAAAAAAAAAAUAUAUAUAUAUCUUUUUGGGAAGGCAACUAAAAAUAAACAACUGUAAUAAUGUGAUUGCACAAGUGUGCACGCCCUCUUAUAAGUGGGUAUGUGGCUCUGUUCAGAAUUUACCAAUCACAUCCGAACUCUCGUUCGAUAGGAGGCAACACACACCUGCCACAAUUUAAAGUACCUCUGGUUAACCACAAAUAAAGUUCAGAUGCUUAGUAUGCUUUUCCUGAUGCUGUGGAAGAUCUCUGUGAACCACGGCUUGAGUUGUCAACAAAAAUGUCAGGAGAAGCCUACUUGAACAUCUGACAUUUUGGAGGUUAAUCAGAGGCAUUAAAUGGUAGCAAUUGUGUGCUAACUCCUAUCUAACAUAAAUUCAAAUGUGAUUGAUUAAUUGUGAACCCAGCCACAUCCCCAGUUAUAACCGCUCGUAGCUGAGGAUGUGCGCAUUUGUACAACCAGUUUAUUUUUACACCCCCUCUUGAAUUGUUUUGUUUUCCCAAUUGUACAGGUUAUAGGUCUGAUUAACGGUGGAAAAAGUUUUGAAAUGAAUAAGCUUGGUCUCUUUUUACAUCACAAAACCUGGCAUUUGAAUUUGGGUGUGUCGACAUUUUAUAUCCACUUAGUUCUAGGUUAAAACUAUCGCCACUAUAAACUAACUGUACGUGCAACAUUUUAACAUAACUGUCUUAAGUACAAAGAGAAGUUAACCACUAUAUAAUGCAACUAAAAUAAAGUAAAACUACUCACCCUGACUGACAAGAGUGAGGUCACAGUUGGUCAUUAUACGUUUGAGUCUUUGCAAUCGCUGGUCCCACAAAAAAAAAAAAAAACACAGCGUUUACCACAUGUGAUGAAUUGAGGUUUGACGCAUAUUUCCCCUGCCCUCCCAAAUUUUUGGUUGUGCUUCAAAUGAACUUUGGGGGUUCCACCGUGUUGUUGUUUGGCCCUCCCAGCAUCAUUUUCAGAUUUUUGCCAACCUGAGUGGCUCUCACAUAGAGGGGCCCACUACUUUCUGUCUGACCCAACCAUGCAUUACCUUCUCACUCGAGUGUGGUGCCGGUUCCACCACACACACACACACACACACACACACACACACAUAUAUCUUUGCACAUCAAUACUCAUGUACUGUACUAAAACAGUAUACACACAUUUAUGAUAUAUCUAUCAGAUCAAGCAUGAAACAAGCAGGUCUUAAGUUCAGCACUAUUGUAAGAAGGGUAUAAAAUGUAAAAGUUUGUGUGUCGUUAAUGUUUUCAGUAGGCCAGGUGUCUGGCUUCCUGUUAUAGAAAAAACCCGUAGGACCAGUUGGUACACCUGAACGAGUUCAUGGCAUGGAUCACGUGAGACGGAGCUCUGUUUUUUUUUUUCUUUCUUUUUUCUUCUUCCUCCCUCUUUUGGGUAUUUGUGACAGCGCUGUUGGGAUGCCUCAUCCUUGUCUGCGUUUGCUUAGUGUGUGUGCUAUUGAAAUCUAUGGAGAUCUGUUACCACCUUAAACCAGGGAUCUGCCACGUGUUCAUAAGCUGUCAACUUUUUUGUCAGCAUUAGAAGUUCAGAGGCUUCCUUUACCCCCCGCGGACAAGUAGUUUUUUCAGGGAUUCAUCUCGCAUGGGUUUUUGGGUGUAAACUUAACCGUUUUUAUGCACCACUAUGGUUGAUGUUUCUUGUUUCCUGGGCCCUUAACAUUUAUUGAAAGGGGAGUGGGGGCUUGAACAGUGAAAACUGUAUGCAUGUCUAUUGUGUUUUGCUGAGCAAGUGAUGGGGUGUUAUGUUCUCUACUAUGUAUUCUAUAUGAGGGCAAAGCUGAACCAAUGGCAUUGGACCUGUGAAGCGCUUUAAAAGACAAAAAGAACAGGACAUUUAUUCGAUUAUUUUUUUUUAUUAUUAUUAUUUUUUUUUAAAUCGCUGAUACAAACUAAUGUAUGUUAAGUUUUUUCCUGGGGGUCAAGCGGGUAGGUGGGUGGGGGGUUUACUUGAACAAUACUAGUGGACUGUUUAUACUGUAUGGUUACUGUACUUACCUAUUCUAUUCUUUGUAUUAUGAUUUGUAAUUUCAUGUUGCUUUUUUGAACUGAGACUAUGAUGUAAUGGAAUUAAUACAUGGGACUGAAUCUUGACCUUUUUAUGGAUAACAAAAUAAAAGAUGUCUUCUGUA
Molecule: messenger RNA, 5485 nt
Organism: Phyllopteryx taeniolatus (common seadragon)
Lineage: Eukaryota; Metazoa; Chordata; Actinopteri; Syngnathiformes; Syngnathidae
Product: alpha/beta hydrolase domain-containing protein 17A-like
Exons: 6
Coding region: 326-1369 (347 amino acids)
Biological process (GO): protein depalmitoylation
Cellular component (GO): endosome membrane; plasma membrane
Molecular function (GO): palmitoyl-(protein) hydrolase activity
Source: RefSeq, a predicted model, not a curated record